AAAUUGCAGAUUUACCUAAGUGUACGCCAUCUGUUUGUGACAACAUCCAACAUUGAAUUUUAAAUUCUAAUAUGAUAUUCAAGAUGGAAUUUGACAACUUUGAUUUAAACAAACCGUUUCAACCGUUUCUGCCAAAUAAAUAAAUAAUUGCAGUGAUCAGAAAAGUGAUUCAAAAAGUUUAUUUUACCAUAAGUUGACAUAAUUCACAUAUAUGAAGAAUCGAUUGUUUGGGAGUUAAAGAGAGGAUGACUUCAAUCGACGAAAAAGCCAGUAAUUUUGAGCACAAAGAUGAAACACUACAUCAAGUAGUUGCGAAUAUACUAAAAAAGAUCGAAUUACUUAAGGAUUUCGUAUCACUGUAUCUGCGUAGGAAGGAGGUCGGUCCGGACAUUAUUGAACUGGAAAAUAGGCUGCCGAAUGCCCAACAGUUACUCUUCGAAUGUAAUGCAGUUCUGAAGUCUUUCGAGACGACUGUAGUGAAGGAAUAUGCAGAGUUAUUGGAAACUAUGAGAAGGCAACAGAUGGCUAUGUUAUUUCUUCUCGGUGAGAUCCAAAAGAAAUCACAUUCUACGCGUGAACUCAAGGAGCGAUCACCACUCCUGAGUGUGAAGCAAAAGAAUAAUCAGGUUGAAACGCCGCGGCUAUAUCUCUCACAAUACCAACAGUCUCCAUACAUCGCAAAAAUUCGUCCAGUGGCGUUAUACUUUCUCGAUUUCGAGGCGACAAUUACCCUCGAACAGUUCAACAAUAUACCUAAGUACCUACGUGGUCGGGAAACUUGUGAUCAACUGAAAGCCUUCCUAGAGGAUGUGAUUGUUCCUUGCUUUACGGAGAAGUACCAACUGCUGCAUCGCAAACGAGAAUGUAUAACAAAUCCACGUGAUCGGGAACUUUGGAAACUAUAUCGUGAACAAGUCUCAUACUUUCCAGGAGAAAAAUUUGUAACACAAGGGGAUAUUUCGCGAAAGAUAGAAAAAGUUGUCGACAAAAAGAUGUGCACACGGAUCGCCAUGUUGCGGCAACUGUGUAUUUUACAAGAACAAAGAAAGGCGUCGGUCGUUUGUUAUAUUUGGAUAGCUAAUAAUGAAGCCCAAAUGUAGAUCAAAAGGCUGUAGAGAGGAUAGCAAUAUUUAUUCAACUACUCAAAUAUAUACAACACUACUUUUGUUUAAAUAUACUUUUAAGAGUUUCA
Hermetia illucens (black soldier fly) is the source of this 1192-nucleotide messenger RNA. Its product is annotated as spindle and kinetochore-associated protein 1-like. Lineage: Eukaryota; Metazoa; Arthropoda; Insecta; Diptera; Stratiomyidae. The coding region runs from base 246 to 1100 and encodes 284 amino acids. Gene Ontology annotation, cellular component: mitotic spindle; spindle microtubule; outer kinetochore. Gene Ontology annotation, molecular function: microtubule binding. The record is from RefSeq and is a predicted model, not a curated record. The transcript has 5 exons. Gene Ontology annotation, biological process: cell division; chromosome segregation; regulation of microtubule polymerization or depolymerization.